ACCAGCAUAAAGAAGUGCGCCCCCUCUCAGCGGCAGCGCCCUCCCCCCUUCUCGCCUCCUCAUCUGACCCCGGCUCUCGCCUCCGCCAACGGCCGAAACCCUAGUCCCGCCGCCGCCGCCGCCGCCGCUUCCCACUAGAUCCAGGGUCUGGGCAUCCCCCGAUCCGUCGACCAAGUUACUGUCGCUCUUGCCGCUCUCCGCCCAAAUCCGUCCCACCCACCCGCCCGCCCUUGCUUUCUCUUCAGAUUCGGCGCGCCGCAGCGUGUGACUCGUUUUUUUAAUGGUACUGUAUCGUAUACUUAUCGGUGGAUAGUGUUUUCUCUUUCAUUCAUUGUCGCGAUUAGCCGGCUUCGUUGAUGAACUAAUUCCGAGAAUGAACUAGCCGGCGUACUGUGCUCAAAAGUUCGAUUGUACGAGCAGUGAGAUGUAGAUUUAUUUAUCUAUUUCCCUUUCUUUUUUGCUGUGAUGACUUACCAAGGACGGUAUCUGAGCGAGGAAUCUAUCCUCGCAUGAUUAUACCUGAUCUGAGACAAAAUGUCUGAGCAAAUCUAAAGAGUACGAGUAGUACUUUGCUGUAUUCGCGUUAUGUUUGUUGUUUGGUCGAAAAAGCUCUCGGGAAAUUUCAUGCUUCUCCGGUCACUUGUUUGCUGUGAUGACAUCUACAAGGACGGUAUCUGAGUAAGGUGGCUCUUCAAAAUGUGCCCCUUCUGUGAUUGGAUCCAAUCUGAAUGAGAUUCUGAGCAAACAGGUGAAGCACGUGCUGUGCUAGUUGAGCUGCUAUAGCCAAAUGCUAUCAUGCUUUCUUUAAAAAUUUUGCAUCCCCCUUGUUCGACACCCUAUAGCUGUUAAACAUCAGUGCUAUGCAAGUUUUCAGAUUUUGUAAUUUUAGGUUCCAGUUCCAUCCCUCACUUGCGGUGAUGACUUGUACAAGGACGGUAUCUGAGCGAGGUUGGUUCUUAAAAGGCCAUUCCUUGCAUGAUUACAUCUAGAACUGAGACUGAUAUCUGAGCAGACUUAAAUAUGUGAACGGAACACUUGUGUUCAUAGCUGUGGUUCUAUGUAGCUCCUUGAAAGCUUUUUGCUGCCUGUGCUUGUAUGGUCCAUGUGUUAAAUGUUUACAAUAAGCAAAACUAUUUUGUCCCUCUUAGAAAAUUGGUAGCUAUUUUGUAAUAUUUUGAUCUAUUGUUACGUGUCAAUGGAUAAUUGCUGUGAGGACUCCUUUUAGGACGGUAUCUGAAGGGGUGACCUUUAGUGCACCUCAUCUGAUUAUACCAAAACUGAAUAUGGUUUCUGAGCAAAUUUGGGCAUAACAACUAUGGACCCAACAAUGGAUUUACCCUUUAUUAUUAAUUACGUUUGUCCUUUUGCAAUGCCCACAUUAUUAGCAUUGGCAUGCAUUUUCUACUUCCUAGAACAUUUGUCUUGUGUCAUCGUUUGGGUCAUGCUUGUUCUGUGUAUUUGCUGUGAUGACUCCUAUUAGGACGGUAUCUGAAGGGGGUCACUUUAAAGUGCACCCCAGCUGAUUAUACCAAAAUUGAAUAUGGUAUCUGAGCAAGUCCAUCCAUAUGCCAUAGAACCCAACUCAUGAUUUAUCCUUUUUGAUCGACCUGAUUGAUGUAAUUGCUUUCCUGAUGCUAAUGUCAUUAUAUCAUCUCUUUUCUAUUUUCUUCUGUACCCUCUUUUGUGUCAUGCCUGAUCUUUGUAUUUGCUGUGAUGACUCCUAUUAGGACGGUAUCUGAACGGGGUGACUUUUAAGUGCAUCCCUUCUGAUUAUACCAAAACUGAAUAUGGUUUCUGAGCAAAUCCAGCCAUACCACCAGAGAACCCAAUUGAUGCUUUUCCCAUUUUGUUCGACCUGACUGAUGCAUUUGCAUUCUUUGCUUUCCUUAUGCCACUGUUACCAUAGCAUUGGGUUAGUUAUUUUCUAUUUCCAAUCACAGUUUGUAAUCUUCUCUGUCCUAUUUCGAACCCUGCUGGUUUUAUAAUUUUUUUUUUUGCUGUGAUGAUUCCUCAAGGACGGUAUCUGAGUGAGGUUGUGCUAGAAAAGCCUUCCUCCUGUGAUUACAUCCAAACUGACAAGGAAUUCUGAGUAUAAUUUGAGAAAGUAAUAAAGCAUGCAGUCAUAUUUUUUUAAAAAAACAUUGUGUUGCUAUAGUUUCUUCUAUGCUUACUUUAUUUAUCCAUUUGUAGCAUUCUUGUUUUUUUCUGCAUGUUCAAUUCCAGUUCUAUUUAUCUAAAAAUAUAAUAAUGGACUUGCGUGUGAGUUUGGCUAGCAUGGCUUCCAGAUAUUUACCUUUGAAGAUUUAUAUUUCUGGGUUAUUCUCACUUAGCAUUUACACUUCUCUUGCACCUAGCACCCAGUGUAGUUAUCUGAGUUGAGUCAUGCACCUAGCAUCCAGUGUAGUUAUCUGAGUUAGAGUCAUUAUUUGGAUGUGCUUGCUCACUGUUUAAUCAUAUUUUCUGCUUUUAUGAAUUUUGUAAACAUUAUUCUUUGUGGUUGGUUAUCGCACUUACAUUCUCAUGCAGUACAUGUUGUACAUGAGUUAUACUUCUUAGAGCUAAACCUUAUGAGAAAUUUUGCCUUGCUCUAUGUUCUGAUUACAUUUGCUAAGUUGUGCUGUUGGCUAUAUGAGGAAGUGGUUCUCUAUCAGCUAUAUUUUGUUGCAAUGAUGUGAUUACAUUUUUUUUCUUAUUGAAGUGAUCUUGUUGGAAUAUCACUUUGAUUUGUCUCUUUUGCUAAUACUGCAUAUUUUUAAUGCUCUUAAUUCUCUGUCAGGAUGAUCAUCCACCACCAGAAUAGUACGUCUUUAAAAGCUGUCCACUAGACUCAUGGAAUCUGCUCUUGGUCAUACCCCUCUUAUACAUGGUCUUCCUGAUGAGAUUGCUCUCAUUUGCUUAGCAAGGGUUCCUCGGCGGUUUCAUAAUGUUCUCAGGUGUGUGUCAAAGAGAUGGAGAGAACUGCUAUGCAGUGAAGAAUGGCACAUUUGCCGCAAGAGGAACAACUUGGAUGAGUCAUGGAUUUAUGUACUCUGUAGAGAAACAGGCAUCAAAUGCCAUGUAUUGGCUCCGGAUGCUUCAAGUCGGUCCUUGAGAGUCAUGCAUAUCAUUGAACCCCCAUGCUCAGGGAGGCAAGGUGUUACCAUUGAGGCGUUAGACAAAAGGCUAUUUUUUCUGGGUGGAUGUAGUUGGCUAAAUGAUGCUACGGAUGAAGUUUACUGUUAUGAUGCAUUGUCGAAUCACUGGAGCACAGCAGCUCCGAUGCCUACACCCAGGUGCUAUUUUGUGUCAGCAUCUAUCAACGAGAAGCUAUACAUAACUGGUGGACUUGGUUUGACAGACAAGUCACCAAAUUCCUGGGACAUCUAUGACUCGGCCACCGAUUCCUGGUGCGCACACAAGAACCCAAUGCUCACCCCUGACAUAGUGAAGUUUGUUGCAUUGGAUGAGGAGCUGGUGACCAUUCACCAGGCAGCCUGGAACAGAAUGUACUUUGCUGGCAUAUAUGAUCCGCUGGACCGCACCUGGAGGGGCACAGAAAAUGAGAUUGCACGCUGUUUCUCCAGCCCAACAGUUGUUGUGGAUGGGACACUGUACAUGCUAGAGCAGAAGCUUGGGACGACGCUGAUGAUGUGGCAGAAGGACACCAAGGAGUGGGUCAUGGUUGGCAGGCUCUCGGACAAGGUUACAAGGCCUCCGUGCCAACUUGUGGCCAUCGGCAGGAAGAUUUACGUGAUUGGAAGAGGGUUGAGCAUAGUGACAGUCGAUAUGGAUACAGCUGCCAGAGUUGAUGGGUUCUUGGUUACCACUUCCACUGGCCCAUUGGUGGAGCAAGAUUUGUCUCCCGAGAGAUCCAGGGUUAUCACCAUCUGAAGGUGGCAUAUGACUGACGCUGAUUACCAUCCUUGUUGCCCAUAUUGUUGGGUUAUUGGGAUUCUUCAUGCACAUAUACCGUGAAUUCAAUAAGGUUGACACAUGCAGUCAGCUCCUAGCUGCAUUUGUUUUGGCUCUUUUGUAGUUUGUUCUCUUUGUAUCGACUGUAAGAAAAGAAAAGAUAAGAUCUGAGGCUGUGCAUUGUGUAAUACUUGUUUAUAGAUGACAUGAUUGAUACCUGUAAAGCUGAAGAGUGUGAUGCUUGUUAUCAUAAAGAAACAUUCAUUCUACUCCAUCAGCGAGCAUCAUUGUGCACUUGACGGUCAUAUGUGCACGGCUCUUGUGGCACAUGAAGUUUCCAUGCAUGUAUUUGCAACAAAAUAUAAGUGGCGAAAUCUGGCUACAUUUGUAAUGAA
Messenger RNA from Panicum virgatum (switchgrass), 4286 nucleotides. RefSeq names its product F-box/kelch-repeat protein SKIP4-like. The record is from RefSeq and is a predicted model, not a curated record. The transcript has 2 exons. Lineage: Eukaryota; Viridiplantae; Streptophyta; Magnoliopsida; Poales; Poaceae. Gene Ontology annotation, molecular function: protein binding. The coding region runs from base 2830 to 3870 and encodes 346 amino acids.